AUGGUCAGUUCUAUUUGUAAGCUCCGAGAGAUUCCUCUUGAUAACUUAUCGUACAAAGAUUUCAAAAACAAAAAUUCAAAAAUGGUUUCGAGAACUUUGAUUUUCUUGGCCGCUGUUGUGGGUUUUUCUAGUGCUGCUACCUGGCUAGGAAAGUUACCUCCAAAACCAUUGCAUUUAGCCCACAAGCACGGCUGCUACGUGAAGGAGGUGGAAGAUGUGAUACCUUUUGGAGAAUCCAUCUCACCCAUUGGCAGUUGCGUUAGAAUCGAUUGCGGCAGAUCUAUGAUUUACUAUGCCUCAUGUGGGGUUGCGGCAGUCGAAGGCUCCGAUUGUUACUUAACCGAAGAAAACACCAGUAGACCAUAUCCUGAAUGUUGCCCACAAAUCAAAUGCGUAGAAGAAAACAAACUAUGAACAAUGAUGAGACUAAAAACGUCCGGAUUUGCCGCUGUAACUGGUUAAUUUAUUCGACUGAGAAAAGAAAGACUUAAAAAACAAGCUUGGAUCUUUAAUUUAUUACUUCUAAAAGUUUGGCUGAAUAUUUAAGACAUGGUCACAAAUUCAUCGAUACGAAACGUUAAAUAAAUUAACGCAACCUUUAAAAAAAUCUUUUCCACAAACUUAGGAAUAAAAAUAUUAAGAAAGAAGAAAUAUAUCUCGCAGCAUCACAAACUUUACAUUAAGGUUGUUUUAAAAGCACGAGUGUUGUUAGAAGAGUUGUUAGAUGUCUUGAAUGUGUUUAUAAAAUCGUAAUGUUAAAUUUUAGUUAUCAUACCUAGUUUAGUUCUACUGUGUGAUAGAUAAGUUAGUAAUUUAAUGUAUAGACGUGUGUGAACGUAAUCGGUUGAGCUCAUGGUCAAUGUUUGUGCCAAGAGCAGUCAAGGAUCAGUCAGUGGUAACAAUUUGCCAUAUAAAAAGCACUUUUAAUAGUUAUAAGAGUAAUAUAUGAGAGUCCUUGUAUGUCGACUGACACGACCUUGACUGCACUAUAACGACGUUAUCACCUGUGACCGCGUUUGUAAACGAUUUCCGUCAAUCUCUUGCUGUUACUUAUAAGUGCCUGAAUCGAGAAAGGAUACCGAAUGGAAUGAAACCAAUCGGAAAAUGUUACUUCUCUAAUUUUAACACACUACGAAGUAUUGUCAAUACAUGGAAACAUAUUGAAGAUUAAUGAAAAAAUGUUAAAGGACCUGUUUAUAUGUGAUAACGCCUUAACACAAAUUACUUGUUAUAUGUAUGUGUAAGAGAAGCCCUGACGUAUAUUGUAUUUGUAAUUUGACGAAUGUGAAUUUCCAAAUAUUAUACUGUCUUUAAUUUACUGAUAGUAAUCGAAUAAAGCAAAAAAAAACAAAAACAAAAACAAAAAUUUGCCUGAAAACUUCGCAAUUAUCUUAGUGAGCCUUUUAGAGACACAAAUCAAAAUGUUCAGUGAAAUCCCUAAAUACUGUUUCUUUCUUAUCACUCGAUUUAAAAUGUAGUUUAGGUUUUCCAUGUAUCUUGCUUAAAGGGCCUUAUUUUACGCGAUGCUUCAUACAUUGUCCUAAUGAGGCUAGCCGAAGUAAAAUAGUUAAGACGAAAUACUGUCACAACAUGUUUGAUAGAGUUCCUUUUUUGAGAGUUGGCAUUGAGGGAUGUAAGUUUUUCGACGCCAACUUUAGAAGCUAUCUUGCCACCAAAUUAUUGUAUUUAUUUAUUGAAUUUAUUUAAUUAAAAGAAUUUGGAAUGAAA
Molecule: messenger RNA, 1728 nt
Organism: Chilo suppressalis (striped riceborer)
Lineage: Eukaryota; Metazoa; Arthropoda; Insecta; Lepidoptera; Crambidae
Source: the annotation of a GenBank genome assembly